This is a messenger RNA of Wasmannia auropunctata (little fire ant), 635 nucleotides long. Its product is annotated as venom allergen 3-like. The annotation marks the transcript as partial. The transcript is spliced from 3 exons. Lineage: Eukaryota; Metazoa; Arthropoda; Insecta; Hymenoptera; Formicidae. Gene Ontology annotation, cellular component: extracellular region. The record is from RefSeq and is a predicted model, not a curated record.
UCCUGGGAUGACGAAUUAGCGAAUAUUGCACAAAGAUGGGCCAAUCAAUGCAAAUUUGGUCAUGACAAAUGCAGAAAUGUGGAUAGAUACGCAGUUGGUCAGAAUGUAGCCGAGACAUACAAUUCCGGCGAAAACAAUUCUCCUGUAGAGGGUAUGGUUCAAAUGUGGUACGAUGAAGGGGAUAAAUUUGACAAAAAUGAUGUUAAAAAAUAUAAAUUCGAUUCGAAUACAGGCCAUUAUACUCAAAUGGUCUGGGCUAAAACAACAAAAAUCGGUUGCGGACAGAUAAAAUAUAAGAAAAAUGGCUGGAAAACGAAAUACUUAGUUUGCAAUUACGGCCCAGCUGGAAAUUGGAUAGGUGAGAAAAUAUAUGAAGUUAAAAAAUAAAUCCAAUUGAUAUGGAAAAGAUAUAAUGGAUUAAUAGAAGAUUAAAGAUGUAAGAACUAGUGACACAAAAGAAAAUAGAAAAACAAAUAAAAAGCUAUAAUAUAUGUUUUAUUAAUACGGAGACAAAUAUUCUUCUUUCUCUUCUCGUUCUCCUCUUCUUUUUUCUUUCUCUUUUUAAUAUUGUUUAAUAUCAUCUUUCUCUUCAAAUUUUGCUUGUUAAAAAUAGCUUUCCAACAUUAAACAAAAAA